Loa loa (African eye worm) is the source of this 671-nucleotide messenger RNA. RefSeq lists its product as hypothetical. NCBI's taxonomy places the organism in Eukaryota, Metazoa, Nematoda, Chromadorea, Rhabditida, Onchocercidae. The transcript has 4 exons. Gene Ontology annotation, biological process: homophilic cell-cell adhesion. Bases 60 to 671 code for a protein of 203 amino acids. Gene Ontology annotation, cellular component: plasma membrane. The record is from RefSeq and is a predicted model, not a curated record.
AUGGUAACAAUAAAAGAGACCAAAGAUCGGGAAUAUCAGGAACAAGCAAAUCGACCGUCAUGAAACGGCGAAAAAUGGGUCCAUGGACCCUGUUGAAUACAACAAAAUUAUCCUGCUCAAACUUCAUCUUACUUCUAUCCUUUUUUCCUUUCGUCAAAUCUGCAUUUGAUGAUAGUGCUAAAUUGAUAAUUCGACCGGAUUCAUCGACAGUAGCGGCGGAUACAAGGGUUAGCUUCUUUUGUCGUGCCGAUGGUAAUCCAUUACCUACAGUAGUUUGGAAGAAGAAUGGUUUAUCAAUCUCGGAUUUAAGAUAUUCAACGAAAACCCUUUCUAAUGGGUUGAGCACAUUGAGAAUUGAACCGGUUAAAUUAACUGAUGCAAAUUCAACGAUAAGCUGUACGGCAGACAACGGAAUUGGUAAUCCGGUUAUUGCUGAUGCGACACUUACCGUUCUUCCACCUGGUGAGUUACCAGCCGGAUUUCCGGUAAUUGAAGCGCAUCCGGUGUUAAAAUCGGUUGAGCAAGGUCGAACAGCGCAUGUAUCAUGUCGAGUACGUGGUGAUCCUCGUCCAAAGGUAUUAUGGCUUCGUGAUCUGAUGCCUGUUGAUAUUCGGUCUAAUACUCGAUAUUCCGUUUCUACUCUUGGUAAUCCAGGUAAUUUUUUUUUCUAA